Messenger RNA from Dendrobium catenatum, 1400 nucleotides. Its product is annotated as peroxidase 42-like. Gene Ontology annotation, biological process: hydrogen peroxide catabolic process; response to oxidative stress. Gene Ontology annotation, molecular function: heme binding; peroxidase activity. NCBI's taxonomy places the organism in Eukaryota, Viridiplantae, Streptophyta, Magnoliopsida, Asparagales, Orchidaceae. The record is from RefSeq and is a predicted model, not a curated record. Bases 200 to 1183 code for a protein of 327 amino acids. The transcript is spliced from 4 exons.
UUUUAUUAUUCACAGUUAUAAAACCGAACUUAAACUCCGCACUAAUAAAAUCAAGUAACAUCCCAAAAUUACAAAAAUAUACAUUGUUUAAUUAUUAAUUCACUUCUCUGCACCUUUUACUUCUCUUUAUAUAACAAAUCGAAGCCAAACCUUAGCACUCACAAAUCCAUCUCCAACCAAGAAACUAAACUCAUCCGAGAUGGGUUCUUCUUUGUUCUUCCUUGCCCUCUUUGCUCUCUCAGCCGUUGCUAAGGCUGACACCUCCUCCGGCCUCACGAUGAACUUCUACAAAGAAUCCUGCCCUCAAGCAGAGGACAUAAUCCGCGAGCAAGUCAAACUCCUCUACAAGCGCCACAAGAACACCGCUUUUUCCUGGAUCAGAAACAUCUUCCAUGACUGCGCCGUCCAGUCUUGCGACGCUUCUCUGCUUCUUGACUCAACUAGAAAGACUCUCUCCGAGAAGGAGACAGACAGAAGCUUUGGCAUGAGGAACUUCAGGUACUUGGAAGAAAUCAAGGAUGCGGUGGAGAGAGAGUGUCCUGGAGUUGUCUCCUGCGCUGAUAUCUUAGUUCUUUCAGCCAGAGAUGGGAUCGUUGCGGCUGGAGGACCAACCAUUGCUUUGAAGACGGGGAGGAGGGAUGGGAGGAAGAGCAGGGCGGAGGUGGUGGAGAAGUUCCUGCCUGAUCACAACGAGAGCAUCUCUUCUGUCUUGGAGAAGUUUGGAGCCAUGGGAAUUGACAUUGCUGGCGUUGUUGCUCUUCUUGGUGCACACAGUGUGGGUAGAACACACUGCGUGAAACUAGUUCACAGGCUGUAUCCUGAGGUCGACCCGGCCUUGAACCCGGACCAUGUCCCUCACAUGUUGAAGAAGUGCUACGACCCGAUCCCAGACCCAAAGGCCGUCCAAUACGUGCGAAACGACCGUGGAACUCCCAUGAAGCUGGACAACAACUACUACCGCAAUAUAUUGGACAACAAGGGUCUGCUCAUGGUGGAUCAUGAGUUGGCCCAUGACCCACGAACCCGACCCUAUGUGAAGAAGAUGGCGAAGAGUCAGGAUUACUUCUUCGAACACUUCGCUCGGGCUAUCACUCUUCUCUCUGAAAACAAUCCGCUCACCGGCGAAAAUGGUGAGAUUCGCCGCCACUGCAAUCUUUCCAACAAAAACCACUAUGAUGAGUAAUUAGUUCAUUGGCUUGUUAUAAACUAUAUGUGGCUUGCUCUUUGGUGAGCUAAAUGGUCUUGUUUGUGGCGUUGGUGAUUUUAUAACUGUACUUGUUCUUAGUGUAUCUUUAAGGCUCUUUUAUUAAGUGUUAUGUUGUGCUGAGUUGCUAUUUUCGUAUAAAUGUAUGAAUUGUGUGUUGAUGAUCAUAAAUAAGUGAAGCAUAGAAGUUUUUAUA